AUGGGUUGUAAUAGUUCAACUCUGUCCGGACCAGAGUCCAAGCAUAAUGAUGACCUCAACAACUAUUUGAGACAGGCUGGCAAGGAGGCGAUGUUGGAUUUCAGAGUGUUGCUGUUGGGCGCUGGCGAGUCUGGCAAGUCCACAGUGGUCAAGCAAUUGAAAUCAAUAUACAAGAUACAGGUGGAUGAUGCCGAGCUGCAAAGUUACGCUGCCAACAUACACAAGAACACCGUACUUUGCAUGCAGGUGUUAUUGGAAGCCUGUGAGACACUUGGUGUCGAAUUGAGCGAUCAAGAGUCAAAGAAAAGAGCCAAUAAUAUAAGAUCAUUCCAGUUCGAACAGGAGGUCAAACAGAUGCCAGUUAGCAUUGGUUUGGAUAUUGAAGAGCUGUGGAAGGACCAAGACAUUCAAAAGAUUUGGGAAAGGAGGUCAGAGUAUUGGUUCCUAGACGCUACGCCAUAUUACUUUGAUAACAUCAAUAGAUUCCUAGACGAUGACUUUAGACCAACAGAGGAGGAUAUCAUCAUGACAAGAGUCAGAACAACCGGUAUAUCAGUGACAGAAUUUGACGAAGGACCCGUUCACUUCCGCGUGGUCGACGUCGGUGGACAGAGAAACGAGCGAAAGAAAUGGAUACACUGCUUCGACGAUGUCAAGGCACUCUUAUUCGUAGUUAACCUGGCAGGAUAUGACCAGGUGAUGUUUGAAGACCCAACUCAGAAUAGGAUGCAAGAGUCACUGACGCUGUUUGGUCAGAUAUGUAACAAUCCGAUAUUUGCUGACACUCCAACAUUCCUGAUGCUGAACAAGAAGGAUCUGUUUGAGCAGAUGAUACAAAAGACCGACCUGUCAAAGUGUUUCCCCGACUAUGAUGGCGGCAAUGACACCAAGUUGGCACUGGAGUUUAUCAAGGGCAAGUUCCAGGCCAAGCUGCAGCCUGCCAACAAAGUAUUGUACACUCAUUACAUAGCUGCGCGUUACAAGAAGGACAUCAAGUUCACUUGGGAUGAGGUCAAGACCGUGCUGUUGGAGGAGAACAAGAAGAUCCUGCUGCGGGCCACCAGAGAUCUGAAUGUUGCCAAGAGGAAGAACACAACACAACAGCCACAAAAGGCUUAA
Acytostelium subglobosum LB1 is the source of this 1119-nucleotide messenger RNA. RefSeq lists its product as hypothetical. The transcript has 4 exons. Bases 1 to 1119 code for a protein of 372 amino acids. Gene Ontology annotation, cellular component: heterotrimeric G-protein complex. Gene Ontology annotation, molecular function: G protein-coupled receptor binding; GTPase activity; G-protein beta/gamma-subunit complex binding. Gene Ontology annotation, biological process: adenylate cyclase-modulating G protein-coupled receptor signaling pathway. The record is from RefSeq and is a predicted model, not a curated record. NCBI's taxonomy places the organism in Eukaryota, Evosea, Eumycetozoa, Acytosteliales, Acytosteliaceae.